AUGGAAUCUUCCCCUGUUAAUCAAGGAGGGGAGACAAGUCAAAAAUCUCUGGGAAUAGAGAGCUCAAUAUCCAAAAGCCUUGCCAUGGAAAUAGUGGAGAAUUCAAGUCAUGAGGUCCCGGUGACUUAUGAGGGAGGAAACACAAUCAAUUGUCAGCACAAAGGUCAGGUGAAUGAGACUAUCCAAGAGGGGGAGAUUAUUAGAGUGGAAGUUGUGAACAUAGAGGAGAGAGAUAAUGAGAUGCAAAUAGUGGAAGAUUCAGGACCAACCCCUAAGGUUGAUGGUGAGGUAGUUUACCAGACUGAAGAGGGGACAUCCAAAAAGAGCAAAGGGUGGAAAAGACUGGGAGCAAGAGCCAAGUCUCAUUCCCUUGGGGCAGAAAACUUGAAAGGGACCAGUGGUAUUCCUAUCCUCAAAUCAAAUGUUAGCACUGAUGUGGUGUAUGUCUGGGAACUGAUGGAUAAUAAUGGAUGGGGGUGGAACACUGAUCUGCUGCAGAGGCUAUUUUAUGAGAAAGACUAUAGGGCCAUACUGAAAAUCAAAUCUAUAAACCCCACUAGACCAGAUAGAUGGGCUUGGGACAGUGAUGCAAAAGGAGACUAUCAAGUGGCAAAGGCUUACUCUAAGUUUGUGGAAAGCAAGUUCAGAACCCUUGACAUUCCAGAGGGUAGUGGCUCCAUUAAAAGCAGGAAGACUAGAUUGAGAAGUUGGAGACUGAAUAUUAAAAGCAAAAUCAAACACUUUGUGUGGAGAAGCUGUACAAAUACCUUACCUGUUAGUCUGAACCUGAAGAGAAGGGGGAUGGAGGUGGACUGGAUCUGCCAUAGAUGUGGGGAAGAAGCUGAAUCGGCAGAACACUUAUUCUUUAAUUGUGAAAUAGCAAAGCAGGUAUGGAAAUUGGCUCCAAUCACCUGGGACUUCAGUUCUGAAACCACAACCAGUUUCAAAGUAUGGUGGGAAAAUGUAUGCUCGACAAAUAACAAGGAUAUCUCAGAAGAUCGAAUACAGUUAACCACCUAUAUAUUAUGGUGGUUGUGGAAGGCCAGGAAUUUAUGGGUGUUUCGAAAGGAGUGGAUGCCGGCUCAUAUUAUAGUUAGUUCUGCGUUGGCUGAUUGGAAGGAAUUUUUGGCUAAGAGCAGGUGUUGA
Striga hermonthica is the source of this 1146-nucleotide messenger RNA. NCBI's taxonomy places the organism in Eukaryota, Viridiplantae, Streptophyta, Magnoliopsida, Lamiales, Orobanchaceae. The record is from the annotation of a GenBank genome assembly.